Molecule: messenger RNA, 2425 nt
Organism: Mya arenaria
Lineage: Eukaryota; Metazoa; Mollusca; Bivalvia; Myida; Myidae
Product: oxygen-dependent choline dehydrogenase-like
Exons: 12
Coding region: 126-1910 (594 amino acids)
Molecular function (GO): flavin adenine dinucleotide binding; oxidoreductase activity, acting on CH-OH group of donors
Source: RefSeq, a predicted model, not a curated record
UAUUAUAUGGUACGUGCAUGCUAGUAUCCGGUCAAAAAUUAGAACUACACGUAUCUUGAAGAAAGUUCAGUUAAGUUUGACAAAACUUGUUCAAAUGAUGUUUGGAUUAAAUUGAAAGAUUCGGAAUGGCAACACAAGUUACAGGAAACCUGCUACAGGAAUACGACUUCAUUAUAGUCGGUGCGGGAUCGGCGGGGUCGGUUUUGGCCGCACGUCUGUCCGAGGAUGCCGGAAAUACCGUCCUUCUAGUUGAGGCGGGUGGAGACGAUGCCAAGGACCGUAUGGUGUCCACGCCCAUAAUGUACGGCGCACUGCAGCGGACACCAACAAGGGACUGGGCAUUUGUUUCAGAGCCGCAGAAACAUUCUAUGUUUGCCUGCAAAGAACAUCGGUUGUUCUAUCCCCGGGGCAAGAUUCUUGGUGGCUCGAGCAGCAUAAACGCAAUGCUGUACGUGCGCGGGUCCCGGCACGACUUCGACUCCUGGGAGGAGCGGGGCUGCACCGGAUGGAGCUACAGGGACGUCCUCCCAUACUUCCUUAAGUCAGAGAAAUUUGUUGAUAUCAACAACGGCGACACUUAUGUUGAGAAAGCAUACCACAACACUGAUGGGCCGCAGCCCGUGACGCGGCGGACCAUAACCUCACUUACACGACUCAUGUCCUCUGCUGCCGAGGAACUCGGAUACAAAACUAUCGAUUACAACGGAAAAGACAUGAUAGGCGUGUCCCCGGUGUACACCAACAUCACAGAGAACGGGCUGCGGGCGAGCUCAUCCCGUUGCUUCCUGCGGCCCGCCAUGAGCCGCCCAAACCUGCACAUAGCCAUAAACACCAGUGUCAGGAAGGUUCUUCUUGACGGGGAUCGAGCGGUGGGGGUAGAGGCGGUGAAGGACGGGCGGACGAUGGAGGUCCGCGCGCGUAAGGAAGUUGUGUUGUGCGCAGGCGCAAUCAUGACGCCGCAUAUACUUUUGUGUUCCGGUAUUGGACCUCGUUGGCAUUUAGAAGAGGCAAACAUUCCGGUGAUGGCGGACCUUCCGGUAGGAGAGAAUCUUCAGGACCACCUAAACGUGCUUCUGUCUUCCCCUUCAACCUGCUCCGACUUCUUCACCAGGUCCCAACUGUUCUACCCAACCAACAUUUUGAAGUAUCUCUGGUCAGGCAAAGGCUGGUGGGGUAUUUCUCCUGUGACUGACCUCGGUUUUUUCCGGCUGGGGACGGACACACGGCCGGGGCAGCCGGACAUCCAGUUCCAUGUGGUUCCUCUCUCCAUUGAGGGCUCGGAUAAGGAACGCCAUCAACAGCAGUACAACGUCAAAGAUGAGAUAUUCGACUACUACCAAGCACAGGUUAAACACUUUCGUGGCCGUCAAGCGUUCACAAUAUGUGUAACACUGCUACAUCCACGGAGCUCCGGGACAGUGCGUCUCGACGUGACCGACCCCCACGGGCAUCCCCGCAUUGACCCUAACUAUCUGCACAAACAGGAGGACGUUGACCUCUACAUCAAAGGUAUUCGAGAAGCACAGCGUUUUCUCGACACCAAAGCUAUGCAAGCUGUGGGCGCAGAGUCACGGAACCCUGAGCGUGCAUUUCCGCCGAGCAUGCGCGAGCACGCGUAUGACACGGAUGGCUACUGGGAGUCGUUCAUCCGCCAUUUCACACAGACCGUCUACCAUCCAACCUCCACGUGUAAGAUGGGCGCUGUAGAUGACUCCACUGCUGUCGUCGAUCCAAUGUUGAGAGUGAAGGGUUAUACCAAUCUCCGGGUAGCGGAUGCGUCCAUUAUGCCGGAAGUGAUUUCUGGGAACACGAAUGCCGCGAGUGUCAUGAUAGGCGAGAAGGCGGCAGACAUGAUCCGUGGGGUGGACACCGUGAAGAGAUACCGGAAGCCAGAACUCUCAAAGUUGUAAUGGCCUCUUGUGAAUGUUUGAAACAUUGCCGUCAAACGUAGUCGGCUAGAUAGUUAUAUUAUCAAAUUGUAAACUAUUAGGAAAGAAACGAUUUAAAACUCAGAUUGCAUCAUAUAAUAUUCUGGUGCAUUGGAAUGGUGGCGAAAGUUUCGAAGUUGAAUAGUUUUUCCUUGACCAGAAAUGUUUAUUUGUUAGAAAUAUGCUCGUCCCUCGCGAAAAAAUACGAGCAGGCCAGCUAUUUGUUUAAAUACCUAUUUUGUUUCAAAUAUUUUUUUUAAAACACUCUGUGAUAAAACGUCGUACCAUUGUGAUUUUGUACAUUUAUGUGUGUAUUUUGUCAGAAAUACGUUCAAAUACUUGGUCAUGGGCUUUAUGUACACUGUGUUUUGGGCCGGUGGCCUCUUAUCACGAAUAAAAUGAGUUUGAGUUCUACGCUUAUUUUGUGGAUAAACCUGGUUAUUAAUUUGUGCAAGUAUUAUCAAUUACUAUGGAAUAAAUUAAUGGAUCAAAGCUUU